Adelges cooleyi (spruce gall adelgid) is the source of this 2266-nucleotide messenger RNA. It is a transcript of the gene NELF-B, whose product is annotated as negative elongation factor B. NCBI's taxonomy places the organism in Eukaryota, Metazoa, Arthropoda, Insecta, Hemiptera, Adelgidae. The transcript is spliced from 2 exons. The record is from RefSeq and is a predicted model, not a curated record. The coding region runs from base 251 to 2026 and encodes 591 amino acids. Gene Ontology annotation, cellular component: nucleus; NELF complex. Gene Ontology annotation, biological process: negative regulation of transcription elongation by RNA polymerase II.
AUUAUUUGAAAUUCGAAAGAUACAUAUUAUUAGUAAUGAAUACAAAUUAAUACUUUAUAGUAUAUACUACUAAUAAUAAUUUAUUGGUUUUUGUUUGAUAAUUUUAAUACUAGUGUUAUAAUUUAUAAAUCUGGAUUAGUAGCUUUCAUUUUUGGCGCUAAUAAUUUUGUUUUAAAAUUGACAAUAUCAAAAUAUGACAUUAUAGCGAUUGACGUAAAUAGAAGGACAGUUUAGUCAUUUGGGCGUUAAAAUGAGUGGUGGGCGGCAGCGAUCAUCAUUCAACGCUCAUUCAAAUCAGCCAACAGCUGAUUCUGGUAUACAUGGCCAAGCGUAUUUACUCGAAACUCUGACUAAUUGUACAGAUCCUUUGAAAGCUAUUGAAGAAUUUCAAGUCGACAAUGGCAUUCAUUUACCCUCACUCCGACAAAUGUUGCCGCUUCUUGAUCUGCAUGGUUAUCGACGUCUAGAUUUUCAUAACUCUAUAUUAGAAGCCCUUCGUGACAAACUGGUUGCUCACAUUGAAGAAAUUGGUAAAAAAGAAGGCCGCGAUAGAGAUCGUAAGCUCAAAGACAUGUUAGCUAAAAGUUUUCCUUCUGUUCACAUUAAACAACUGAGACCAAUAAUCAUGGCUAUAUUAAAAAACAUUUCUCAUAUAGACGAUAAGUAUUUAAAUGUUUUAGUUAAGGAUACUGAACUAUAUAAAGAUACGGAUACCGAAGUAAAACGUCAAAUUUGGAAAGACAAUCAAUCGCUGUUAGUCAACGAAGUUUCUCCCUUACUUACACAAUACAUUAGAGAAAAAGAAAACAUACUGUUUGAUCAUAAUAAUUUGACAAACUUGUUCUUUACUCCGUCUCCUAAAUUAAGACGUCAAGGAGAAGUUGUGCAAAAGUUAGCUCAUAUGAUUGGUUCAAGCAUAAAACUCUAUGACAUGGUUUUACAAUUUUUAAGGACAUUAUUUUUGCGUACACACAAUGUACAUUAUUGUACACUUAGAGCCGAGCUUUUAAUGGCUCUACACGAUUUGGAAAUCCAAGACAUCAUAUCCAUUGAUCCCUGUCAUAAGUUUACGUGGUGUUUAGACGCUUGUAUACGAGAACGUAAUGUAGAUGUCAAACGGUCACGUGAACUUCAGGGAUUUUUGGACAGCAUUAAACGGGGUCAUGAAACUGUACUCGGAGAUCUGUCCAUGACAUUAUGCGACCCUUAUGCUAUUAACUUUUUAGCGACAUCGACUAUCCGUAUUCUUCAUCACCUAAUAAACAAUGAAAAUCUACCUCGAGAAAAUCACGUUUUAGUAUUACUUUUAAGAAUGUUAUCCUUAGGACUUAGUGCUUGGGUGAUGAUUGAUACUCAAGACUUUAAAGAACCAAAACUUGAUAGUCAAGUAGUGACCAAGUUUAUGCCGGCGUUAAUGUCAUUAAUAGUGGACGAUCAGGUUAGAUCGUUAAAUACUAAAAUGCCUCUCGAUGAAAGAGAAUCUGCUAUCACAAUUAUCGAGCAUUCUGGACCCGUUCCGGACGCUGUACAAGCAUAUAUUCAAGAAAGCAGUGUUGCUUGUACCGUCGCUAUGUACUACACAUUGCACGUAGCUAAAGCUAAAGAUAGAUUAGCGUUAAUGAGAAUUUUAGGGUCGUUGGCUAGCUGUGAUCAUGACCGUGCGUUCGAAGAUCCGUUCCUUCAUUUUCUUGUAGCUUUAUUGAUACAGCAAGUCGAUGAGUUUGCAGCAGAAGACUUUUGUACCGUUAUAUUUGAUGAGUUCUUUUGCACGGGUCUUAACAGAGAAAACGUAGUUAGACACGUUUUAAAAUUAGUAUGGCAUGUUUAUCCUAAGUUACCGCCUAGUAGACUGAACACAUUGACUAAAGUCUUACAACCGAGUCCUUCGCAUGAUGAAGCUGUGCACAAGCUGUACAAUGAUUUUGUCGAGAAGAUAACCAGCGAUACAGAACCACCACCAGAGCCACCCAGUUUUGACUAUUUAGAAUCGCCACUGAUGAGUGUACCAACGCCUUCACAUUACUAAGAAUAAACGAAUAGAAUACGCAUAAAUAUUAAGAAGUUUUAAGUUUUGUACACUAAACAAUGUUUUGAUAUUUAUAGAUUUUAGCAUAUGUGCCAACAUAAAUAAGUAUUGUUGAUUUUAACUUUAAACAUUUAAUACAAAAUAAUAAUUCACAUACAUUUGUAAAGAACGAAAAAAAAAAAUAUAUAUAUAUAUAAUACUGUUAGGUAUUUGAUUUUUAUUUUAUAAAUUUAUAUGAAC